AUGGCGUCGAGCUCGAGCACCGGGGAGGGACCUCCGCUGGUGACAACGGAAGCCAAGAUGGUUGUGGCCACGGGCCGCGACCAUUGCCAGCAGUUGAAGGAUAUGCUGAGCAAGGAAGAUACUUGGAGCAUGGUAGUGGUGGCGGCCUUAAGCAACCAGACUUCCAUACCCAAUCCUCGCUCAGCGCCCGUGGUCAUGGAUCCCGGGCUGCUUGCGGUGGCCUGCUCUGGCUCGUGGAAGAAACUGCAAUCGUUUCUCAACGGGGAUCCCAGUCCAACCUCCAGCGACGGGAACAUCCGAAUCCGAUGCUGUUGCUGCUCAUGGAAGAAACGGCAAGCGCUUCCUCACCCGGAACCCCGUCCAACCUCCAGCAACGGGACCACCAGAAGCUCAGCUAUCCAGCAACCUUCUCACGACCAAGAAGCACUUCUCCGGCUGUCUUUCUUGGACGGGGUCACCGUUGCCGGCGACACUUUUCUCCAUGUUAUGGCCACCAAUAGCGUCGAGGAAGAUUUGGUCGAAGAUGGCCCUGGCCUCAUCUGCAGCAAGGCAGUACAGCGCCUCUUCGUGCGGAACAACAACGGAGAUACGCCCCUGCACUGUGCGGCACGAGCAGAGAAAUCCCAAAUGGUGACAUUUCUGGUCGAUCUUGCCAGAGGCAACGAUGCCAACACAGUCAAGGCACUUCUGGAGAAACAAAACAAUAGAAGAUGGACAGUCCUGCAUGAGGCUGUCCGUGCUGGGAACAACCAUAUAGUCAAGUUGCUCAUGGAGGCGGACCCAGAAUUGGCCAGUUUUCCGCAAGAUGGUACUUCUCCGUUGUACCUAGCCAUCUUACUAGAAAAUAAAAUCAUCGCCAAAACACUCUACGAGAAGAGCAAAGGGAUUCUUUCAUACUCUGGACCAAAUGGACAAAAUGCACUGCAUGCUGCUGUUCUCCGAGGCAAAGGUACCCUUGUUCACUUCCUUUCAAAUUUCUAA
Molecule: messenger RNA, 981 nt
Organism: Lolium perenne
Lineage: Eukaryota; Viridiplantae; Streptophyta; Magnoliopsida; Poales; Poaceae
Cellular component (GO): plasma membrane
Molecular function (GO): protein binding
Source: RefSeq, a predicted model, not a curated record